Guillardia theta CCMP2712 is the source of this 697-nucleotide messenger RNA. RefSeq lists its product as hypothetical. The record is from RefSeq and is a predicted model, not a curated record. The transcript is spliced from 3 exons. Lineage: Eukaryota; Cryptophyceae; Pyrenomonadales; Geminigeraceae. The annotation marks the transcript as partial.
CUCAACUCAUGCAACGCAUGGCAUCGCAAGCUGCAAACGACCAGCAUGGCAACCUGGACAAUGCUGGUACACAUUCAUUGCGGAAGGGAGGAAUCACCCAUUUGCUGGGUAUGAUGGAUGGUCCCGGAGCUCCAACAGUGUAUAUCCGAGCCAACUGGAAGAUAGGAGAGACGCAGGAUCGCUAUAUCCUUGGUGGAACGGGUGGAGACCAGUUCGCAGGCAGGAUUCUUGCUGGCAACGACAGCGGAACGGCAGACUUUGCUGUACUUCCACCCCACUUCACAACGGAAGGAUUGAAGCAAAUAGAAGAGAUCGGAUGGGAGAGGUUCAUAUCAGGUUACGGCAGUUUCCCGGCAGGAUUUCAAAAGUGUAUCCGCUUCUUCCUUGCAAGUAUCUUAUGGCACCUUCCAACUCUACAGGAAUGGUUUCCGCACAGCAACGAUGACAUAUGGGGCAUGCCGAUGUUCGGAAUGUUUGGACAAGGCAGUAUGGCAAGGCUGAUGUCCUUGCGAGAGCAUAUCAUCGUGUCUUCGCACAGGUGUACCGAUUGCGGCAUGUCAGCUAGUGGUACUCCAACCAAGACAGAAAUAUUGAAAGGCAUGAAAGAGAUGAGGGUUGAAGUGCGAGAUGCCAUCAAGGAGGAGAUGAAGGUAAUCGAGGAGAAGAUGGAUGAGAAGAUGAAGGUAAUGGAGGGGAA